This is a messenger RNA of Aedes albopictus (Asian tiger mosquito), 1507 nucleotides long. RefSeq names its product cytochrome P450 4c21-like. The transcript has 5 exons. The record is from RefSeq and is a predicted model, not a curated record. Lineage: Eukaryota; Metazoa; Arthropoda; Insecta; Diptera; Culicidae. Gene Ontology annotation, molecular function: oxidoreductase activity, acting on paired donors, with incorporation or reduction of molecular oxygen; monooxygenase activity; iron ion binding. Bases 5 to 1501 code for a protein of 498 amino acids.
CGAAAUGGUACUGCUACUUACCUGUUUCCUGGUUGUACUCAUCCUGUUGAAACUUCUUCAUCGAAAAAAUCACAAAUUUGCAAACGGCCUGCCAACCGUCGAACCGUGCCACCCUUUGCUGGGCAAUGUGCUUAUGUUCAUCGGUAAAAGUCCCGAACAAAAGUUCGAAAACCUCACUCGGGGUUUCUUGGAAAAUGAUCGCCUCUUCAAAUUGUGGUUCGGUCCGAAGCUCACGCUUGGUACCAGCCAUCCCCAGUUGGUGCAAAAAAUCGUCAAUCAUCCGGACUGCAUCGAGCGACCGCUGUUUUUCUACAAGCAACUUCGUAUGACGCAGGGGCUGCUGGUGGCACGACAUGAGUUGUGGAAACAUCAGCGUAAAGCGUUGAACUCGACCUUCAACUUGAAAAUACUUCACAGCUUCAUACCGAUCUUCGAAGAAUGCAGUAGGAAAUUGGUGGAACGCCUUCAGAACCAUGUGGGAUCUUCGAAACCUAUCAAUUUAGCGCAAUUCGUAUCUCACUGUACGCUGGAGAUGGUCUGUGGGACAACACUCGGAAUGGAGAAUUUGCAGCAAGAAUCUGGAAGUCGGUUCUUGCAUCACAUAGAACGGGUGAUGGACAUCAUGGGUGAACGGAUUUUGAGUGUUCCCAUGCAAAUUACUGCGCUAUAUGUGUUCACGCCCAUGUUUUGGCAGGAAAUGUACUCGCUGAGAAUGAACCGACAAUAUGCUGCUGAGAUCAUCAACGAAAGACGUCAAAAAUUGAAAGAAAGUCACCAAUGUAAGGUAAUUGAUGAAGACCAAGAUGGCUACCGAAAGCCACAGAUCUUUCUGGACCAAAUUCUGUCUGCAAAUCGAGCCGGAAUGCCUUUCAGCGAUGAAGAAAUCCAACAUAAUGUUAGAACCAUGAUUGCCGCUGGAAAUGACACGUCCGCCAUAGCGAUAUCUCACUGCUGCCUGUGGUUAGCCAUGUAUCCAGAAAUUCAGGAACUCGUAUAUAGUGAAAUCAAAGAACAGUUUCCUUCCCCCGAAUCCGAAAUAACCCCAGAAACACUCAAGCAGCUGAACUACACCGAAAUGUGCAUCAAAGAAACGCUGCGGCUGUCUGGACCGGCUCCCAAUAUUGCACGGGAAACUUUAGCGGAUGUGGAACUGGAUGGACUCAUCAUCCCAAGGGGAACCACCAUCAUCCUGUGUUUGUACGCUUUACAUCGAAGGCCGGACAUUUGGGGUCCCAGUGCGAAACGAUUUAAUCCGGACAAUUUCCGUGAGGAUGCAUGUCGAGAACGACCGGUGGGAGUUUUCGUUCCCUUCAGUUCUGGGCCACGGGAUUGCAUAGGUGGACGAUAUGCAAUGAUUAGUAUGAAAGUGAUGCUGAUCUACAUUUUGCGCAACUUCAAAUUGACCACACAACUAAAACCGGGGCAGUUGCGUUACAAAUUUGGACCAACUCUGAAGUUGGCUUUCGAUCAUAUGAUCCAGUUGGAGCAACGAGAGAGUUAAAAUUUG